This is a messenger RNA of Notothenia coriiceps (black rockcod), 259 nucleotides long. RefSeq names its product sphingomyelin phosphodiesterase 4-like. The annotation marks the transcript as partial. The record is from RefSeq and is a predicted model, not a curated record. Lineage: Eukaryota; Metazoa; Chordata; Actinopteri; Perciformes; Nototheniidae. Gene Ontology annotation, molecular function: sphingomyelin phosphodiesterase D activity. The transcript has 2 exons. Gene Ontology annotation, biological process: sphingomyelin catabolic process; glycerophospholipid catabolic process; ceramide biosynthetic process.
GAGCUGCAUGGGAUCUUCCCCUGGCUGGUGGAGACGGUGUUCGGCAGUCUGGACGGGAUCCUCGGGGGCUGGAACCUCAGGCUGCUGCAGGCCAGGAGCCACGAGUACAACAUCGCUCUGGAGUUCCUCAGCCCCUGUGGGCCCAUGAUGAAGCUGGUUUACAAACUUCAAGCAGAAGAGUACAAAUAUGAAAUACCCGUCAACUAUCUCCCGGUAAGACGAGCUUCAAUUAGUCAUACGUUCAACAUCCAUUGUCUGU